This is a messenger RNA of Syngnathoides biaculeatus (alligator pipefish), 4577 nucleotides long. It is a transcript of the gene rab44, whose product is annotated as RAB44, member RAS oncogene family. NCBI's taxonomy places the organism in Eukaryota, Metazoa, Chordata, Actinopteri, Syngnathiformes, Syngnathidae. The transcript is spliced from 8 exons. Gene Ontology annotation, molecular function: GTPase activity; GTP binding. The coding region runs from base 768 to 4529 and encodes 1253 amino acids. The record is from RefSeq and is a predicted model, not a curated record.
AAUGAAGACCCGUUAGAGCCAGUUGAAGCUUUACAGGAUGAAUUUAGUGUCGAAUCAGAGGAAAUGGAUUUUCUGAGCAGUCCUGAGAGACGCCCUGAAAAAAAGAGUUGCCGUGAAAAUGUUGAUGUAAGUAUUGUUGAGCAAGGGAACUGUUCAGCAAUUGGGGAAAUGCCUACAAAUGAGGAACAUGAGCCUUUUCGCUGUUCACAAGUCAGAAGUGCUCAGGUUCCAGGCCUUGUUGAAAUAAAAGAGGCAGUGUCAUCCAAAUCCGACCAAAUUGAUUUUACUGACUUUGGGACACCUGAAGAUAAACGAGAUAGCCUCAAACGUCUUGGAAGUUUCACAAUUGAAACUGGGGGAACACAUGAAGCUGAGUUGAGUGUGAAAACCUGUGCUGAUCCACAGGACAUAUGGGAAGCACAGUUGUUGAAAGAACAGACAAAAGGGUGGAACCAGAAAGAAUACAGUCAGCCACCUGACACCAACGGGGCACGUGUCCAUGUAGAAAAGAACGACUCUGCACCUUUUCAGGAAAAUUGCAUCGACGACGAAGUGAAGGCUGCUGAUGGAGUCUCGAGUACAGUGUUGGAUGGUGGUUUGUCUCCACCAGUGUCCAACCAGAGAGUGUUGUUUUCGAAUCCCAAACUAUCAACAACAAUGCAAGUACAGAUGUGAAGAGAAACUUCUUCAGCCCAGCCAGGAACAGGAGAAAACUGGGGUCUAGUCGCCGGAACAAAGGAAGCCAUGCGUCGAUCGAUCCUGCUGAGAUGUGCAGUGAUGACGAUGACCUUGCAAAGAAAAGCGAUCACGGUGAUGAUCCCUCGAGAACGAAAGAUGCGAUAUGUACAAUAGAAGCAGCUGAGAAAGAAACCGCACAGCUGAAAGGAAUGGACAGUUGCCAGACUCUUCCAGGUGAAGACGUGAAUGAUCUUGUCAGACACAACAUCAGUUUCAACACAACUGUACCCGAAAUGCUAACACACCAUUCAAGUUACCAGAUCAUUCCAGAGGUGGGCGAACUUGCCCUUGUUGACUCCAAAACAAAAGCAGGGGAGGAAAUGGAAACUUUUUUGCAACAUAGUCAAAACGCAAGUCUUGAUGAUUCGAUGAGUCGCCUACGUGAGGGUGCACUAGUGUCAACUGUUACACAGGCGACAACCACAUCUGAAAGCAGUCUACAUAAAGAUGCAGAAAUGGAGUACAGUGCAGCAGUACUCACAGUUUCUUCACCAUUUCCGAGCACAUCCACAGAUAAACACGAGAACUUUAGCUUUUCUCAAGUCACAGUAGCUCAACAUCCUGGCAAGGAAUUAAUUAAGGAGGUUCAGUUUUUAGAAACAGGCCAAAUAAAACCCGGGGAAAUCUUGAGUGACAAAUCUUCAAGUGGUGAGGUUGAGAAAUAUGUCGAAAACCUUCUCAGUGAAAUUGUGGAAACGCGUAUGUCUGACUUCAGCGCAAAAACCUUUCUUGAUUCCCGGUUCAAUCCCCAGGACAACCGUGACGACCACCCUAUGAACCAGCACACCGUGGAGGUUUCGGAACAGAGACAUGAAAAGGAUUACGCGUGUAAUACCACGGAGACUUGGACCAACACGGAAAAAACAGACCACACACAAAGUCAGGCACAGGACACUGAAGCUCAAGCAAUGUCGGAUGCGGAGCGGAGCAGUAAAAGAGUCUUAAGUGGAACGGCAGAUAGUUUACAGUCUUUACAAAGUGAACCGCCAGAACCAAGUUUUGCCUUUGACUCCCAAACCGAGUGCAACACCGCUGGCACAGAUGAGCAAAGAGACUCUUUGAGAAGCCCAAUAAAAGUCUUUGCCUCUAAAGAGUACGGUGACUUUAACGAGGAUGCCACUGGAAGCGCAGGGGAUGACGGUGAUCAUCCCACAGAAAUGGAAUUAGCUGAUAUGAACAAGUCCAGGCUACCAGAAAUGGACAAUUUAGACACUUUUUCAGGUCAAUAUCCAGACUCCGUGUCGACUCAACACCUUAAGUCAUUAGAAACAGGCCAUGGUGAAGACAGCGGAACUUUGAGCCCAGCUAGGAACAGGAGAAAACUUGGAUCUACGGAACGACGAAACAAAGGACGCUAUGUCAAGGUCUUUGAUCCUGAGGUAUGCAAUAAAUCUGCAGAUGAGUCUGACGGAAACAGCAGAGAUGAAAAGGACUACCAAGAAACUAAAGACACGACAUUUCGAGAAGAAACGGCCGAAGUGGAAAUCACCAAAAUAAAUUGGCUUAAUAAAGAUACAAAUAUUGAACGUGGGCCGACAGAAGCCAUAAUGUCACCACCACAAGAGGAAGUGGAGGGACAAUGUGAGCCUUUCAACAUUUCUGGAGGACGUCGUACAGAGAAUUUGGAGAACCGUGUCAAAAAAAUGUUUCAAGAAAAGGUCAAGCCCGUAGAAAUGGCAGCAGGGACUGCAGGACAGCAAGCGUCACAAGAACACAUGAACCCAACACCCAAAGCCGCUGAGGAAAUAGAAGUUCAACUGGUACACAGACUAAAAACUGAAGAAGACUCCAUUUCUCCGAAUUCAGACAGAAAUGAAGUUGCCGCUUCUCAAGGGGAAGUACCAGAGACAUUGUGUAACUCCAACGAACACGCCAAUGUUUACCGCAAAUCCAGCAUGAAUGUACGAGACUCGGAAGAAACCUUACAGGUAAAAGACAUCGACGACGUAUCUUUCAAGGAACGCUCGCUGGAAAGUGUUCUGCAAGCAAAGAAAGGCGCCCAGGAAGAAAUCGGGCUUAGUUCGCAACAAAUGGGACUGAGAAAUUUGUCUUUGACUUCUACCGAGAAGGGAGAGAAGAGCUCCGCUCGCAGGCCCCAGAUCGAAACGAAACGAGAGGCAGAAAUGGACGGCGAAGACGAGACGAGAGCCCUGAAAAAUGUGCAAGUUCUCGAAGAUCCGGCACAGACUGGAGCAUUGCACCAAGGAGAGCCGGACCUCACCGGGCUGGAGUCUGACCCGCAGCUUCCCGACAGUAGCAGACGACGAAACGUGAUCCCGGCCGCCGAUGAUGUCGGGACUGUCUUUUCAGAGCAGGUUUCCUCUCGGUGUGCUUUUCUUUCGGCUUCCCAGGUGGCUGAUGUGACAGGAAGUGACAGUGAGAUCCCGGUUGCCAUGGGGACAUUUCAACCUGAUUAUGCUCCGGUCUCCGAGGACCAUGUCAUGAGCUCUGCGGACAUAGAGAGUAAGCGAAAACAGCAGAUGUGUUCAGACAAAGGUGGUGUAGAUCAUGAAUCUUUUUCUACGGUUGCCGCGCAAGUACCUAGCCAAGAGCGCACGGGUGCGCUACCGAAUACACGAGAAAUAAUAACAGAAAGUGACGGAGAACCUGAUAAAAACUUGAAAAGUCCCAGUGUGAACUUGACAAAUAGAAAAAGAAAGAUGGGCACCACGCGGAGAAAUCUUGGGACAAUCUCAAAGCGGGACUUGGAGCCAAAGUUGGAUACGAGCACAGAGGCAACGCUCACAGCUCCCGAACGUGGCCGUCAAGGCAAAGAGAAAGAGACCAGGCCUGAUAGUUCGGGUUCUGAACCAACUCCAGAAACCGCUGGUGAUCCCCCAAGCACGGCGCCGGCCCAUCAGACAGCUCAAGAAAAUCUAACUGCAGAGAGUCAGCCGGCUGGACGUGACAUCCCGCAAAAACCGUCCACCGUGCCCAGACUCGACGCGCUCUCAGAAACUGAACCCGGCGGGGGAAAGCGGAAACUGGGAUCUCGCAGGAAGUCCCGAGUGCCGCAAACGCGUGUUGAUCAAAGCGAAGCCGACAACGCGAUACGGACGCAACCUGAGACCAGCACGCAGCAACACGCCGAGGACGUCUUGCGAGGCCCUGAAGAAUUACAAGUGACAUCUGCUGAGAAAGCGACGCCGUACCGAUCCCCCCAGGGUGGACUCCACCUGGGGCAAGACAUUCUUUCUUUCGGCGAGUCGUCUUCUGACCUGAAAGCAAAGCGCUUUAACGUGGUCAUGAUCGGAGACAGCUACGUGGGCAAGACCUCCUUCAUGAAGCGAGCGCAGAAUGGGAAAUUUUUCCCAGAUUGUGCUGCCUCUGCCGGCCUCGAUACGUGUUUGUGGACUGUCAUCGUUGACGGCAAACCUGUGGCGCUGCAGCUGUGGGACACGGCGGGUCAAGAAAGGUUUCGCAGUAUCACCAAUCAGAUAUACCAUAGAGCGCACGCAUUCCUCCUGAUGUACGACAUCACUUCCUCGCAAAGCUUCGCCGCCGUCCACUACUGGGCAAGAUGCAUUCAGGAAGGGGCCGCGGAAAACGUUCCCAUUUUACUUCUGGGAAAUAAAAAUGAUCACACGAAGCGGACUGUGACAACCGAAGAGGGGCAGAAUGUCGCAAAGGAGUUCAACGUCGGCUUCAUGGAGUGCAGCGCCGUCACCGGCGACAACGUGAUUCAGUCUUUGGAAGCCGUUGCCAGGUUGUUGAGUCAGAACGAUGACGGAAGACAGGAAACGCCGGGAUUACAUAAAGAACCCCCAAAAAACAAAUCAGGAUGUUGUUGAACUGACGAGGAAGUGACGCAGUGCUGCGGUGCGUUAUCAACUGAGCAU